AUGAAAAAAGAAGAAAAAAAAGAAAAUAAAAAAAGAGAGCAAAAUCAGAUAAGUUCGAAAAAAUGGAAUGAGUGGCUAGCGGGAUUAAUAGACGGCGCUGGUAAAUUUACAUUAAGUAAAUCCGGUUAUGCCAAUUUAGAUAUUCUAUUGGAGCUUCGAGACGAAAAAUGUCAUAUUGAGCUAAAACAGCGAUUUGGAGGCGAGAUAAAAAGAAAAGAGACAACACUUAUACGUUAUCGAGUACAUCGUUUAUAUGGAAUAAGACAAUUAAUAGCUUGUGUAAAUGGGCAUAUUAGACAUCCGCUACGAAAAAUAGAGUUUAAAGAAAUUUGUAUGCAUUAUAAUGUUGAGUAUAAAGAGCCAGAAACCUUAACAUUUGCAAAUGGAUGGCUAAGUGGAUAUUUUGAUGCUGUAGGUUUAAUUGAAUUUUCUACUGAGCAAGAUCAAUUAUAUUUAGCAUUUCGUCAUAAAAAAAAUACAAUGUUAAAUGAACUAGAAAUACAAAAGUGUUUAGGUGUAAAUCUCACUUGUGAGCAAAAUGGAUGUUCAUGUGAAAGUGUGACGUUAUAUAAGAUAAAUAAAAAGACUGUGUUAAGUUUAUAUAAAUAUUUUAAAAAGUAUCGAUUGAGAAGUAGUAUUAAAACAACGCAGAUUUUAUUAAUACCACAAUUUUAUGAAAUACAAAACGAGACAAAGGAGAUAAACGAUAUGCAAGUAAAGCAAAAGUUAUGGAAACAAUUUUUUAAGAAAUGGUAUGUAGACGAAAUGGUUAAAUAUGAGAGUGUAAAGCUAGCCAACUACUAUAAAUCCAAAACAAGUCCUGAAAAACGCGUCAAAAAACUUAUAAAAUUAAAAUUUCACAGAAAUGAAAGAAUUAGAAAAAGAGCAGAAAGAUUAGAAUUGCAGAAAGAGAAAGAAAAGAAAGCCUAG
Molecule: messenger RNA, 930 nt
Organism: Dictyostelium discoideum AX4
Lineage: Eukaryota; Evosea; Eumycetozoa; Dictyosteliales; Dictyosteliaceae
Source: the annotation of a RefSeq genome assembly